CCGCACGUUGACCCAGACCGCGACCACGCCUGCUCACAGCACUGCGCAUGCCCAGAGCCUCGACCCCGUUUCGAUCUCCUUUUGCGAUUUUGACCUCAUUUUCCCGUCCGUGAUAUAAGAUACUGAAGUCACUGCAAAUACUCUCACUAGCAACCUCCUUAUCGCACGAAAACAAUCGAUGGCGUCCCCCAUGGUGGAUGGGCGGGUUGAGCCACACCGCAAGGCAACGUACACGCUGGACGUCAGCGAGCAGAUCCGCCGCGAGGACGGGACGGGGCGAGGCUUCAACGGCGUCAAAUACAACCACAAGCCGAGCCUCUCCAGCGGCACGCGCACGUCUAAGCUCAAGCUCGCCGACAACAACACAUACAACCUUUCCAUGCGCGAUGCGAGCAGUGAUGGCGACAAGGACAUGUUUGUGUUCAACGGGGCGCGCACAGCACCCUCCAAGUCGUACGUGCUGCUCUUCGACCAGACCACGCAGAAGGCCACCCUCGAGCGCCUUGACAGCACAUACACCUUCAAUCUCUCCACCAAGAACGGCAGCGACGUGUCGUCGGGCUACGGCAAGAUCUACCCGAAGAAGGCGCACAAAGACAGCGUGCACGACCGCGAGGAGGGGGAAGUUGACCUCUUCGGCGAGGAGGCCGGCGAGGAGGCGAACGAGGGCACACAGCCGGACGCCGCCAACCCGUACGACUUCCGCCACUUCUUGAACGCGGUCAAGAGCAAGAAGGAGACGGCCGAAGACCGCGGCUACGCGUCGUCGCCCGACUACCGCUCCAACACAGCCACCAGCGCCGCGAACACGCCCGUCCUCCCUGCGCGCCGCGCCGUCGAGCCCGCGCCCAAGAAACGCAAGGCCGCUGCCAGCGUCUUCGCAAAGAAGCCUGCCGCAAAGGGCGCGCCCAAGAAACCCGCCGCCCCUGCAAUCAACCUGGAGCGCCGCGCAACCGACCGCCCCGCCCCAUCAACAUCGCAACCGAAACCCAGUGCCGCCCCACCAUCCAGCAAAAUCAAGUCCACCGAAUUCAUCCAGUCCAGCGACGACAGCGACGUCGACGCCGAAGGCGAACCCGACUCCUCGUUCCCCACCCCGCGCCACGUCCCGCGCCGCUCGCCGUCCCCCGGCCACCGCCACGACGACGACCACUCCUCCGCCGAAAGCGACGCCUCCUCCUUCGAAAUCGAAGACCCGAGCGCGCGCCCGGCGCACCUACACGUCAACGCUGCGCGUGCGCGCAGCCCCUCCGCAGGCCCCAUCUCGCUCGCCAGCGCCGCGACCAGCGCCGCAGGGACGCCGCGCCGCCAUGCCGCAGCUGCGGAUAUCGACUUUGGCGACCUGGGCGGUGAUGAUGAUGGCGGCGAGCCGGAUGAGGACGAGGACGUUGAUGUCGAGCAGAUGGAUAUCGGACCGCCGGCGCGGCAGGAGCGGCCGGAGAGCAGGAAGGGCGCCGCGGCGGAGGUGGAUGAGGAUGAGUUGUAUAUGGAGAUGAUGGAAGGGCUAGCGGAUAGUAGUGAGGAGAGCGAGGAGGAGUAGGCUGAGCAAUGGGCUGGACACUUCAAGGUAGUGCUGCAUCGAUAUGUAAGCUAUCUACAUCACACCUGGCGAUCGGCGCAUGUUCGUCAAUAGCUAUGCCCUGACCAUGUUGGAGUGCAGUGAUGCCUGCCUGUUCUGGCUAGCUCCGUCAGCCGACAGUGAACCUGC
This is a messenger RNA of Boeremia exigua, 1708 nucleotides long. Its product is annotated as RNA polymerase II transcription elongation factor-domain-containing protein. NCBI's taxonomy places the organism in Eukaryota, Fungi, Ascomycota, Dothideomycetes, Pleosporales, Didymellaceae. Bases 179 to 1540 code for a protein of 453 amino acids. The record is from RefSeq and is a predicted model, not a curated record. The transcript is spliced from 2 exons.